Cottoperca gobio is the source of this 786-nucleotide messenger RNA. Its product is annotated as kiaa0930. NCBI's taxonomy places the organism in Eukaryota, Metazoa, Chordata, Actinopteri, Perciformes, Bovichtidae. The record is from RefSeq and is a predicted model, not a curated record. The transcript is spliced from 3 exons. The coding region runs from base 349 to 786 and encodes 145 amino acids.
UGGUGUUUGAGGUCUCUGAGUGACAGCAGCUGCUCUGUCGCUUUAAAAGCCUCGUGUUGUUACAGGAAGUGUGAGGGGUGUUUCCAGCUGAUCUGCACAACAGAAGAACCAGAGUCUCCCUCAGCUGCAGCCCCACAGACCUGCUCCUCUCUCCGGCCCCCCAGCACAGAGCACCGGGACCGGCUGCAGCUGUGACGGAUCUGAACCGGGAUCCAUUUGAGCCAGAACCGGGGGGAAUCCUCGGUGUCCCCCCUCCUCCCUUCGUGCUUCUUUUUUCGUGUUAGCUACCGUGAACCGGUGCCGUCGGUAGCUGUUAGCCCGGACUGUCAUGAUCCCAGCAGCGCGGAGAUGGCGUCCUUCCCCGGUUUGUGUCAGGCUGUCGGGCCCGCGGAGCCAGCGGAGCCAGCGGGGCCCGCGCAGGAGCAGAACGGAGAGCUGGACGGAUCUCUGCAGCAGAUGCUGAAGGCCAUCGCCGACGAGAGGAACCGACUGAACAUCCGGCAGGAGAUCAGCGGACUGGGUUGUUUUAAAGAUGACCGCAUCGUGUUUUGGACCUGGAUGUUCUCCACGUACUUCAUGGAGAAGUUUGCUCCUCUGAAGGACGACAUGUUGUUCUACGUCCGCAGGAAGCUCGCCCUCGUCAGCGCCGACAACAGCGAAGGAAAAAAGGUGGAGGUGGAGGUUUACAGGAGAGACUCCAAGAAGCUGCCGGGCCUCGGUGACCCCGACAUCGACUGGGAGGAGAGCGUGUACCUGAACCUCAUCCUGCAGAAGGUAAAGCUUUAA